GGGUGAAAUUUUGUUGGUGUCACGCGUCAUUCGGUAAACGAAAAAAAUGAGGUAGGGUUGCAUACCUCAUUAGUUUUAAUUCGGAUGUAGUCUAUAUACAUAUUAUGUACGAUAACUUUUUUUUUUAAGUCUUGCAUAAUUUAAAUAUCAAAUUAUAAGAAUAUUCCAAAUAGAUAUUAAAUUACAAUACAUAUUUUAUAAUUUUUUGCAUUAAGUAAAUAUUCUGAAGGAUCACCAAUAUAUUCCAAUAAUAUGUGCAAUUAAAAUAUUCUCUUCACGGCAAACCCUAAAUCGUAUAUUUGAUGCAUACCUGUACUUCGAAACGCCAUUUUGAAGCGUAUAUUGUUUCGCAAUUACUGUUUGACUAUUUUCGCCGCAUUUUACGUUGCUUAUAAAAUAAUAUUGUGCAUUUUAUCUACAUAUAUUUUUAUGAAACUAAUAAUAUAAGUUAUGUGUUAUCAUCUAUAUAACAAGUUAUACCAUAGAAAAUACAUAGUAUGUGAAACUGUGUAAUGUGUAUUUUGUGUUCAUUUUGAUGAAUGGGCUUUGGUUUCUACAAGAACUAUGCAACUAUAAAAUAAAAUGGAAAUAGUAAUCAGAGUAUGUGAAUUUCUUGAAUGGAAGUUUAAGCCCACUAUAAAAACAAUAUACGAAAAUGGCUGAUAAUUUCCAAUUAUUAUCCAAGAGUAUUCGCAGAUUGUUUGUCAGUAUGGACUUAUACAUUUUUUGCUUAAUUUGGCGCAAUAUUUAACUACAAAACGAUUCAAUAUAUAAUGUUUGUUAUGUUCAACGUGACUUUGUUCCUUGUGCACAAAAGCAUUUGCUGUUAAGGAAUUACUUACCACAUAUUUUUAUUAAAUCAAAGCCACAAUUCUAAAAAUAUAAAAAUAUAAGAUAUAUCACGUGUAUGUGACAUACAUAUAUGUGCAUAUACAUAUAGUGGUUAUGCAUAAGAAAGCAGCAUUGUUCACUUUUGAUAUUUAAUGCAAUUUAUUCAUAAUAUGUAAUAACAAACCAUAUAUAAUAUAGAAGUCAGAGGAAUCGGAAGAUUUUCUAACAUCUCAUUUCGAGCAUGUUUUAAUAAUGUAAAAUUGAAGUACAGAAAGAAUUUUACAAUUCUUUGUAAAUAAAUUAAAUUAAUCUUAAACUUACGCAUUUUUUUUUCGUUUUCUAAUUUCCAUUAAAAAAAUACAUUUUACUUGAAAUUUUGCUUAUCUCUUCAUUUAUUUUAAUUGAUCGGCUGUAAUGUCUAAAUACAUUUGUACAUGUACCAUUGGAUUUACUCCAAUUUAUUUUACGUAGUAGUAUUAUUGGAGAAUUGUCCGUAAUUUGCUUUAAAACGUUGAAUGUAUUUGUACUUGUGAUUUCUUUUUUCCCAUAAAGUACGUAAAGUAAGGGAAUUAAUAUUGCUUUAUAGUUUUACCCCCCGAGAAUUAUGCAGAUCGUGUUAAAGCUAAGUCUGAGUAAGGUUCAACCACCGCAAUGCAAAAUUGUUUUUGUUGUUGUUGUAGCGACAAAAAUGCAGAAUUGGUCAAUUGAUUUAAAGUAUCAAAAUUUGGACUCUCCAUAAAAUGCAAAAAUUUUCGUGUUAUAAGGUGAUAAUACCAUUUAAACAAAUAAUUAUGUAACAUAAAUGUUAAUUAAAUUAUAAAGAUUACACAACUUAUGAAACAUAACUAAUAUUUUUUAUGAAUGUUUAAGUUCAUUUAGUGAAUUUUAAUUUGAAUUAGCUGGCUUUUUGAAACAGCUGCUCCUAUACAAUGAAGUUUUCAAAUAGUAAACUUUACUGUGAUGAUAUUGAAAACAGUAAAUAUAUACAUAUGUAUAUUUUCAUAUAGAAAUGUAUGUAUAUACAUAUAUUAUCAGAUUACAUACAUAAACAAAUGUCAAGCUUGCGAAACUUAUAUGAGAACAAAUAAAAAUAUGUGUUGGGUAUAAAACCACAAUUAUUAACUUCCUAUUUUUUUAAACCAUAUUUAUUCAAUUGUUUUUUUUUGUCAUAAUUGUCAAAAAUUCUAUUUCAAUGUGGGCAGUCAAAGUUGCGAUAAAAAUUAUUCCUCACAUAAUGCCGAACCCUGCACCAACAUCUUAUCGGGCAAUACAGGGCUUCGCUUGUUAUUUAUGUUCAGUGCUGCUGUUUACUUUGUAUAUAUUUUGGGUUCUUGCGCCGUUGAAGCAGCUGGGGUUUCAAAAUUGUCCAUACAAAUAUUUAGCAUUAUGCAUGAUCAAUGUGGUGUCGUAUCUUUUGGUUAUGAUUUAUUAUGUUUUUUAUCCUGCAAUUAAUUUGGCAAUGACCCCGAACGUCGAUGAAAUAUCGGCAAUUAUAGACGUAAAACUAUUAACACGUGGCAAUGAAUUGGAAGAUGUAAUUAAUUGGAACACAAUAAAACAUUUGGAAAAUGUGCAACGACGACAAUCUAAGGAAAUAUCGUUAGAAAACAAAAUUAUGGAAAACUGUCGUUGCUGUAAGGAAGCGCAACACGAGGUGAAUGUGAAGACAACAAUACCUACGCUGUAUCACAUCGACUUGGCUGAAAUUAAUCGUUUAGUAUAUGAUUAGCUUCUAAUUAAAAAAUGUCAGUAGUCGUAGAAUAAACAUACAUAUGUUUUUGGUUAUGUACGUACAUAUGUACAUACUCGUACAUAUAAAAUUCGUAAUAAAUAAUAGGAAAAAAGAGUUUUGAAUUUGAAACUAA
Messenger RNA from Bactrocera dorsalis (oriental fruit fly), 2696 nucleotides. It is a transcript of the gene PIG-P, whose product is annotated as phosphatidylinositol N-acetylglucosaminyltransferase subunit P. Lineage: Eukaryota; Metazoa; Arthropoda; Insecta; Diptera; Tephritidae. The coding region runs from base 2024 to 2560 and encodes 178 amino acids. The transcript is spliced from 2 exons. The record is from RefSeq and is a predicted model, not a curated record.